GUUAGUUGAAUUAAAGCCACUGGCGUGCGAACUUCACUUCGAGCUACACUUAAUCCUAGAUAGAUAGCAACAUGAAAUUCACUCUGCUACUGCUCAUCGCCAGUUUGGCCUGCAUCCUGGCCGCACCUGCUCCCGCCGCCGAGGAGCAGCAGGAGUCCUCCGUGAAGACAAAGCGUGGCUUGUCCUUGGGUCUCGGCUACCACGCCCCCCUGGUCACCCACUCGCACUACAUCGCCGCGCCCACGCUGGUGCACCAUGCCCCAAUCAUAUCGCAUGCCCCACUCAUAUCGCAUGCCCCACUCAUCUCCCAUGCCCCGCUGAUUGCCCACCAUCCAGUGUCCUCGGUCUCCUAUCACCUGCCCACCUACCACUCCAUCCAUCACUUCUAA
This is a messenger RNA of Drosophila erecta, 389 nucleotides long. RefSeq lists its product as uncharacterized. The transcript has 2 exons. The record is from RefSeq and is a predicted model, not a curated record. Lineage: Eukaryota; Metazoa; Arthropoda; Insecta; Diptera; Drosophilidae. Bases 72 to 389 code for a protein of 105 amino acids.